Molecule: messenger RNA, 2424 nt
Organism: Drosophila guanche
Lineage: Eukaryota; Metazoa; Arthropoda; Insecta; Diptera; Drosophilidae
Gene: D19B
Product: zinc finger protein 502
Exons: 1
Coding region: 108-2372 (754 amino acids)
Biological process (GO): regulation of transcription by RNA polymerase II
Cellular component (GO): nucleus
Molecular function (GO): zinc ion binding; RNA polymerase II transcription regulatory region sequence-specific DNA binding; DNA-binding transcription factor activity, RNA polymerase II-specific
Source: RefSeq, a predicted model, not a curated record
UAUAUAUAUAUACACACGUAUAUAGAUACUGUGUUAGAUUUUUCUCAACGCAGAAUUUUUUUUUCAUCAGCUAUAAUUUCCAAAAUUGAACGAAUUGAAUUGAAAAAAUGAACGAGGGGAGUCACUACUCCAUACAUACGGUAUGCCGCACCUGUCUGAGCACCCUGGAUAACGGUACGGCAUACGAUCUCUUCUUGAUCCCGGGGCUGGCCAAAAAACUCUGCGUGUGCACGUCGCUGUCGGUGGAGCAGCAGGAUGGCUUUCCCAAGAACCUGUGCAUCUCGUGUUACUCGAAGCUGAACGAGCUGCACGAUUUCCAGAAGCUUUGCGUGGACUCGGUGCAGAAAUUCCAGGAUCUGGUGGGUAGCAAUUCCAUCACGUGCCAGACGAACUUCGAUGUGUUGGAUCCUAGUCGCGCUCUCGCAGACCUGCCGCCCGAGGACGAGGACCACAUCAAUUUCGAUCCGCUUCUAAAUUCCAAGAUAGAGAUCAUUGAGAACGAGGAGGAUGUGUUCAAGAUGCUGGAGGAUGUGGAGAAGGAGGCCGAGGAGGUGGAGAAGGAUGAGCUCGCCUCUGCCGAGUUCAACGACUCCUCCUCCGAGGAGAGCGACGAGAGCAGCGAUGAUGACGUGCCCCUGGCCCAGCGAACUGGACGCGGAAAAAGGCGUGCCCCCAAAGCCAAGGUCAAGCGUCCAAAAGAGGAUUCCGACGAGCUCAGCUCGCUCUCCUGGGACUGGGACUAUUCCGACGGCGACAAGGGCAAACCCAAGCGCAAGAGGAUUCCCGCAGCCGAGCGACACCUUCAUCGCCUCAUCGACUGUCACAUUUGUCAUCAGAAGUUCAAGAAGGCCAUCCGCUACGAGGAGCACAUGAAGCACCACAACGAUCUCCUCCCCUUCCAGUGCAAGGUUGAGAGCUGCAAGAAAGGAUUCACCACGGCCAACGGGCUGCGCGUUCACGGGGAGCAUGCCCACACGGAUUCAUCGGACAUGCACCCGUGCACCUACGAGGGCUGCAACAAAACCUUUGCCCGUCCCGUGCUGCUGAGCUUCCACAUGAAGCGGGUGCACAAGGUGGAGACGCCCCAGAGGGACUUCCCCUGCACGGAAUGCGACAAGGUGUUCCGCUGCCCCACGGCUCUCAAGAAGCACAUGUACAAGCACACGGGCGAGGAGCUGCCGUUCGCCUGCGAGAUCUGCGGCAAGCGUUUCCCCAUCAACAGUGUGCUGCGGGAUCACCUGCUGCGGCAUGCGGGCAUCAAGAACCAUGUCUGCCCGUACUGCGGCGUGGGCAAGACCACGCGCCAGGAGUGGAACAAGCACAUUCUCACCCACACCAAGGAGAAGAAGUACGAGUGCCGCCAGUGCGAGCACACCUCGCACAACAAGCAGGCUCUGGCCAACCACGUGAAGGUGGUGCAUGAGAAGAGGAAGGAUUUCGCCUGCCAGUACUGCGGCAAGACGUUCGGCAAGUCGCACGCCUGCAAGAUUCAUGAGAGAAGCCACACGGGAGAGAAGUGCUGCGAAUGCAAGAUAUGCGGCAAGGUGUUCCUCUUCGACAAGGGCCUCACCAAGCAUUUAAAGACCCACGAAAAGUCCGAUCUGCCCAGGAACCAGAACCCGGCCAAUCCACUGGCCGAUGAGGCAGCCUCUACGUCAACGAUUGCCAAGCCCAGCCCCCACCUGCGUGGGCGUGUGGAGCGUGUGGACAUUGCUCAGCUGGCGGGCACUGUAGUGAAUCCCAUACCGUCUGUGAACCUACCGUCGUGGUCGCCGCAGGUGAACUUCACCAAGAAGGAGGGCCAGCACAUGUGCCCGGACUGCGGCAAGGGAUUCAAUCAUGUGAGCAACAUGAAGCUCCAUUACAAGGUGGUGCACCAGAAGGUGAAGGACUUCUGCUGCCGCUUCUGUCCCAAGCGGUUCGCCAAGAAGCAGUAUCUGCGCCAUCACGAGUACAUACACACCGGUGAAAAGCCUUACGAGUGCAAGGUGUGCGGCAAACACUUCCGCCAGGAGCAGGUGCUCAAGACCCAUAUGAAGGUGCACGCCAAGCCACCGAGGCCGCCACUCAAGCCCAAGGAGCCGGUCACACCCAAGCCGGAGACGGUGAAGCGACCGCAUCCAAAGAAUUAUGAGCAGUACCAGGAUCCCGCUGCGGAGCGGGCUGCCGCCACCGCUGAGCUGUUGGCCUUCCAGCUGGAGGAGAACGAGGCUAAGCGGAAGGCGGAGGUGGAGCUGCGCAAGAUCCAGGAGGCGGCAUUCGAGCAGUUAAACAAGCUGCAAAAGCAGUCGAACACCUACGAUGGAUUCUAUGCCCAGAAGGCCGAGGCUGAGGGCGCCAACGUCAAUACAUUCAAGUUGGAUCAUGUCUGAGAGGACAGCAAUAAAACUCUAUAUGAUUAUUAAUAUUAGUAAUAUACACGUA